Messenger RNA from Melozone crissalis (California towhee), 1829 nucleotides. It is a transcript of the gene B3GALT9, whose product is annotated as beta-1,3-galactosyltransferase 9. Lineage: Eukaryota; Metazoa; Chordata; Aves; Passeriformes; Passerellidae. The coding region runs from base 174 to 1334 and encodes 386 amino acids. Gene Ontology annotation, cellular component: membrane. The record is from RefSeq and is a predicted model, not a curated record. Gene Ontology annotation, molecular function: hexosyltransferase activity. The transcript has a single exon.
UUUCAGUAUUUCCACACAUGGACGCACAGAGAGUUUCAACACGGUAACAUCCUUCCGAGUUUGGGAUCUCACUGUGCCUCAAGCAGAUUUCUUAGUUUCUAGGAGAAAAAAACUCACACUAAUAAUACAAAGACCAGUCUAGAAGUGAUUGCUUUGCAUGCUUAUAUUGUAAAAUGAGGGAAAUCUUUUGGGUUGAGAGACAGGAGAGUUCAGUGUCCCUGUUGCUGUUCCAGCUGACGCUGUGCAGGCUCCGCACACACCAGUGGUGCUUCAUCCUCUGCAAUGUGCUGCUCUUCCACCUGCUGCUCUUCGGGGCAGAUUUACUGGAGCAAUAUUUCCUGCAGUCCCUGCCCCUCUCCUACACCGAUGCUAAGGCUCUGGAGAUCAGGGACAGGGCCAGGAAGCUGGAUCUGGAUCCUCUGGAGGCCAACCUCUCUUCCAGCAGCAGCAGUGCAGUGACCUGCUCCAACCAGGAGAUAUUCCUGCUCAUUGUUGUGUGCAGCAGCCCGGAGAACAGGACAAGGCGUGACGCCAUCAGGCAGACCUGGGGCAACGCCACGGCCUCCAGGGCUUACAGUGUGCUCACUGUGUUUGCUGUAGGGAAGGCAGCCUCAGCAAGCACCCAGCUGGAGAUCCAGGAGGAGGCCCAAAGGCACAGAGACAUUAUUGAGGGCAGUUUCAUCGAUUCCCCCCAGACACAGACACAGAAGAUGCUGAUGAGCGUGGAGUGGACGGUGAUUUUCUGUCCCCGUGCCAGGUUCAUCCUUCACACAGCCCAGGACGUGUUUGUGGGUGUUCCCAGCCUGGCUGGCUACCUGCUGAGCUUAACCCAGCAGGAGGACAUCUACCUGGGCAGGGUGGUUCACCGUGCAGUGCCCGACAGGGACCCCCAGAGCCCCGGCUUUGUCCCCAUCCAUCUGUACCCCCAGCAGUUCUACCCGGAUUUCUGCCACGGCAGCGCUUUCCUCCUGUCCCAGGACGCGGCCCGCAAGGUUUUCGUGGCUGCCAGGGAGGUGCCCCUGGCACUGCCCCCCGCUGCCUUUGUAGGGGUCUGUGCCAAGAGAGCUGGCAUCAGUGCCAGGCACAGCUCCCGCUUUGCUGGGAACAAGCACAUCAGCUACAACCCCUGCUGCUACAAAUUCAUUUUCACCUCUUCUGCCAUGAGGGAGGACGAGCUAUUUACGGACUGGAAGGAAACGAGCGAUGGGGAGGAUUGCUCCCUACUGGAAACCUACUACAGCCUGGUGUCCUGCAAGGUUCUGACCUACAUUGAGAACUUCAAACAGUUCAGCUUGGACAGGAUAAAAAAUGAGCUCCUUCAUUUUGUCAAUUAAUGCUUAACUCCUGCAUGAAGAGGCUGGAUUUUCUUUCAUCAUCUGUGUUAUCCUGUACAAAGGAUGCCCUCCCAAAGUUUGCUCUUUUCCCUUCAGCAGCAAAUGGAUUCUCACUGUUACAGUGUGACAGAGCAGAACUGGAUGUCCUCUGCCUCUCUAAGUACCUACAAGUGCAUGCAUGGAAUUAAAAAAGGAUAUUCCAGCAGACUUGUCUAUAUCCAUGGCUUUUCACACUUUUCAGUCUUCAAAACUCCUUUUUUAUGUGAGUGAGGCAUCACCUACUUCCAAAGAAUUCUGGAACAAAGGGGAAGCUUUCCAUGCACAAAAGGAGCUGCUUCUGAGCAGGCUGGUUCAGAGGGAAACAGAGCAGCUCCAGCAGGAACAGACACUGAGCCAUCAUGGAAAUUCCUCAAGUAAAGCUGUUUGUUAACAUCCAUCAAAUGACAAGGUUUGGUUUGGGAUUUUUGGGUUUUUGAAACCAAAUGUUACCUCAGC